AGGUUCCCCUCAUAUGAGCAUCUGAAGGCGUUUUGGAACUUGAUCGAGGCAGCAACAGCCAAAAUGGUCAGGGUCACCAGAGCAAAGAAAACCGACGUCAUGAGUACAACAACUGAAACCCCUUUUACCAGACCAACUAAACUGCUGCCAAUAGAUGAGCUUUUUCUUUUCCUCUCCUACCUGUCUACUGGAUGUACCCAGAGGGAACUGGGCCAUCGAUUUAACAUCCACAGAGCAACAGUCAGCCGCAUUAUUGUGACAUGGGCCAACUUCCUGUACUGCUUAUUGGGCUCAAUUUGUGUGUGGAUGUCUCCUGCAGCUGUGAGUUCCAGUCUUCCACAGGAUUUUGAUGGCCGCUACAGUGACACACAAGUUAUCCUGGACUGUACAGAACUACGGUGUCAAACACCUUCAUCCCUGCUCCUCCAGAGUGAAGUCUUCUCCACCUACAAAUCCCACUGUACCUUUAAGGCCAUGGUGGGCAUGUCUCCUCACGGAGCCCUGACAUUUGUGUCAGCACUGUUUGAGGGUUCCAUGAGUGACAAGGAAGUGUUCCGUCAAUCAGGGAUUACAUCACUCUUGACACUGGACAUGGCCAUCAUGGUGGACAAGGGAUUCUUGGUGGAUGAUCUCGUACCUGGGACUGUUCAUCGUCCUGCCUUCCUCUCCAAGAGGGCCCAAAUGUCAGAGGUCGACGUUUUGAAGACCCAGUCCAUUGCCCGUUUGAGGGUGCAUGUUGAGAGGUUAAUAAGAAGAGUUAAAGAAAAUAAACUCUUUGAUUCCACUAUCCCUCUCUCCAUUGCAGGAAGCAUAAACCAAAUUUUUACAGUUGCCUGUCUCCUGUCAAAUUACCAAAAUGGACCUUUGGUCAGGAAAUGGAGAUAUGAAGUUUGACAGAAAAGCUGAUGGCACAGUCUUGA
Nematolebias whitei (Rio pearlfish) is the source of this 920-nucleotide messenger RNA. RefSeq lists its product as uncharacterized. The transcript has 2 exons. Lineage: Eukaryota; Metazoa; Chordata; Actinopteri; Cyprinodontiformes; Rivulidae. The coding region runs from base 64 to 894 and encodes 276 amino acids. The record is from RefSeq and is a predicted model, not a curated record.